This is a messenger RNA of Melampsora larici-populina 98AG31, 1337 nucleotides long. RefSeq lists its product as uncharacterized. The transcript is spliced from 3 exons. Gene Ontology annotation, cellular component: mitochondrion. The record is from RefSeq and is a predicted model, not a curated record. Gene Ontology annotation, molecular function: flavin adenine dinucleotide binding; electron transfer activity. The coding region runs from base 25 to 1077 and encodes 350 amino acids. NCBI's taxonomy places the organism in Eukaryota, Fungi, Basidiomycota, Pucciniomycetes, Pucciniales, Melampsoraceae.
CAUCACCACACGUUUAUUACCAACAUGCUUUCAAUUCCAAUCUCAAGACAAUAUCUUUCAAUUAACUCUAGGUUUAUCAUUGGAUCUCAUCGAUCCUUCUCCUCCUCUCAAUCAUUUCGUAAUGUCUCAACUCUUGUCUUUCUCGAACACAAGGCGGGUAAAAUCAAUUCAGCUACUUUGAGUGCUUUAAACUUGGCUAAAUCAUUAGGAGGAGGUAUCACUGGUAUCAUUGUAGGAUCAUCAAAAUCAAGUGAAAUGAAUGAAGCUAUUGAGAAGGCUAAGAAAUUACCUAUUUCAAAACUUUUAGUCAAAGAAGACGAUAACCUAGAACAUGUACUAGCCGAACCUUUUGCACCUCUUAUUGCCAACGUCACCAAAGAAAGAUCAUUUACUCAUCUAGUUGGUGGUACUACCUCAGUCACCAAGAAUAUAUUUCCAAGAGUAGCCGCACUCUUAGACGUUCAACAAAUCUCAGAUGUGAUGAAAGUAAUCGAUCAAGAAACAUUUAUGAGACCGAUUUAUGCUGGAAAUGCACUCUGUACAUUAAAAAGUAAAGAUUCCAUAAAAGUGAUCACAGUACGUUGUGCAAGUUUUGAACCUAUUACCGAUACUUCAGAAGGAGAAGUUGAAAUAGAAAAAUUAGAAUCAAUUCAAGCUGGUCAAAUCAUAUCAAAUUGGUCAUCCGAAACUUUAACUAAAUCAGAAAGACCUGAAUUAGGUUCAGCCAAUCGAAUCGUAUCAGGUGGUAGAGGAGUUAAAAAUAAAGAAAACUUUGAUUCAAUCUUAAUACCAUUAUCAGAUAAAUUAAAUUCAGCUAUAGGUGCAUCAAGAGCAGCAGUCGAUAGUGGGUUUGCAGAUAAUUCUUUACAAGUCGGUCAAACUGGUAAAGUAGUUUCACCUGAUCUUUAUAUUGCUGUUGGCAUCAGUGGUGCUAUUCAACAUUUAGCUGGUAUGAAGGAUAGUAAAACGAUUGUAGCUAUUAAUAAAGAUCCAGAAGCUCCUAUCUUUCAAGUGGCUGAUGUAGGCUUAGUAGCCGAUCUUUUUGAAGCUGUACCUGAGUUGACCAAGAAGAUCUGAUUAGAAUCACUUUAUACGGUGUAAGAUGUGAUCUAUUCUUCAUAAACUUGAUUCUUGAAGUUGUACUAAGAUCUUAGAUUGCCUAAAUUUUGUAUUGCAUUUCCAUCAUCUCGUUUGACUUUUUCUGUUCUCUAUUUUUGAUUUGAUUUCAAACAGAGCCCCUCGUUUUUUUGUAUCAUUGUAUCAUGUUUGAGUGUCACUUUUAGAGAGAAGUGGAUUGUGUGAAUGUGUAAGGUGAUCUUUUAUAUGGUUCUCUCAGC